CAGCCAACUCUCUUCCGGUGUCCUGUGCCUUGAGUGGCUCAGAGGGGAGAAGGGCUUAGCAGCCCUUCUGUCCCCGCGCCGUAACCUUACAGUUGCCUCCAAACGAGGAGGGGGCACCCUAGAAGGGCUUGGCGGCUUAUAGGUUGCCGAGUGCAGCCUCCUCGACCUCUGUUGCCAUGCCUGCGGCGGUUCCGAUCAUCAGCUCUGUGCAGAAAUUGGUGCUAUACGAGACCAGAGCUCGGUAUUUUCUUGUCGGGAGUAAUCAUGCAGAAACCAAAUACCGUGUUUUGAAAAUUGAUCGCACGGAACCAAAGGAUUUAGUUGUUAUCGAUGACAGGCAUGUAUAUACCCAGCAAGAAGUGAGAGAACUGCUUGGUCGCUUAGAUUUGGGAAACAGAACAAAAAUUGGGCAGAAAGGCUCCUCAGGAUUAUCACGUGCCGUCUCUGCUUUUGGUGUAGUAGGUUUUGUCAGAUUUUUAGAAGGUUAUUACAUUGUGCUAAUUACAAAGAGGAGAAAGAUGGCAGAUAUUGGAGGACAUGCAAUAUAUAAAAUAGAAGAUACAAGUAUGAUCUACAUUCCAAAUGACUCUGUACGAGUGACUCACCCUGAUGAAGCAAGGUAUCUUCGAAUUUUUCAGAAUGUAGACUUGUCUAGUAAUUUUUAUUUCAGCUACAGCUAUGAUCUUUCCCAUUCCCUGCAGUAUAAUCUUACUGUUCUAAGAAUGCCUCUUGACAUACUUAAAUCAGAAACAACACGAACACGGCAGGAGAGUUUUGAUAUUUUUGAAGAUGAGGGACUUGACACUCAGGGUGGAAGUGGUGUAUUUGGAAUUUGCAGUGAACCUUACAGAAAAUAUGUUUGGAACAGCAAACUGCUAGAUGUAGUCAAAACCACAGUUCAUCGAGACUGGCUCUUGUAUAUUAUUCAUGGAUUUUGUGGGCAGUCAAAACUGCUCAUCUAUGGUCGUCCUGUGUAUGUCACUCUGAUAGCUAGAAGAUCAAGUAAUUUUGCUGGAACACGAUUUCUAAAGAGAGGAGCAAAUUGUGAGGGAGAUGUGGCUAAUGAAGUAGAAACGGAGCAGAUUUUGUAUGAUGCUUCUGUGAUGUCAUUUUCUGCUGGAAGCUAUUCAUCUUAUGUCCAAGUGCGGGGAUCUGUCCCUCUGUAUUGGUCUCAGGAUAUUUCAACUAUGAUGCCUAAGCCACCAAUUACAUUGGAUCAAGCAGACCCAUUUGCACACGUAGCUGCUCUUCACUUUGAUCAGAUGCUCCAGAGGUUUGGUUCUCCAAUCAUCAUUUUGAAUCUUGUGAAGGAGCGUGAAAAAAGAAAACAUGAAAGGAUAUUGAGUGAAGAACUUGUUGCUGCUGUGACCUACCUCAAUCAAUUUUUACCUCCUGAACAUGCUAUUGUAUAUAUUCCUUGGGACAUGGCCAAAUACACAAAGAGCAAACUAUGUAACGUCCUUGACAGACUGAAUGUGAUUGCAGAGAAUGUGGUAAAGAAAACUGGCUUCUUUGUGAAUCGCCCUGAUUCCUACUGCAGUGUCUUGCGCCCAGAUGAAAAAUGGAAUGAGCUAGGAGGAUUUGUGGUUCCCACGGGCCGUUUGCAGACAGGAGUUCUUCGAACCAAUUGUGUUGACUGCUUGGAUCGCACUAACACUGCCCAAUUUAUGGUUGGGAAAUGUGCUUUGGCAUAUCAACUUUAUUCCUUAGGGCUGAUUGACAAACCCAAUCUACUGUUUGACACAGAUGCUGUUAGAUUAUUUGAAGAAUUGUAUGAAGAUCAUGGGGAUACAUUGUCACUCCAAUAUGGUGGUUCUCAACUUGUUCACCGAGUAAAAACCUACAGAAAGAUAGCACCCUGGACCCAGCAUUCUAAAGAUAUUAUGCAGACUCUUUCAAGAUACUACAGUAAUGCCUUUUCAGAUGCUGACAGGCAAGAUUCAAUCAAUCUGUUUCUGGGCGUAUUUCAGCCUGAAGAAGGGAAGCCUCAUCUCUGGGAACUCCCUACAGAUUUUUAUCUGCAUCAGAAGGACACAAGGACUCUUCUUCAGACUAGACGAAGCUACACUUUCUGGUGGACUCCAGGUAUACUGGAUUACUUGCCACUGCCUUAUGAUGAGGCGACAUGUGCUGAAAACAGAAGAAAGCUAAUAGUGAAGAAAUUUCAUAAGUAUGAUGAAGAGAUUGACAUUCAUAAUGAAUUUUUUCGGCCAUAUGAACUCAGCAGUUUUGAUGAUACCUUUUGCUUGGCGAUGACAAAUUCCAUACGGGAUUUUAUGCCCAAGAACGUUGGCAUUGAUCCCAGUCCAUUUACUGUACGUAAACCAGAUGAAACUGGAAAAUCUGUUCUGGGGAACAAGAGCAAUAGAGAAGAAACAGUGCUGCAACGUAAAACAGCUGCUAGUGCCCCUCCACCGCCCAGUGAGGAGGCCGUAUCCAGCAGUUCUGAGGAUGAUUCUGGGACUGAUAAAGAAGAAGAAGGAGCUGCAUCUCAGCGUUCAACACCUGUGAAAAUAACAGAUGCGGGAGAUAAUGCCAAAGCAUCAGAUAAUGUAGUACAACCUAUAAAAGAUGUAUACGGAAUUAAUCUCUCAGAAUCUCCUUCAGAAGAAGAUCUCAACAUAUACACAAGGUUCGUUCAGUUGGGCCAGAGUCAUCACAAGCAGGACAAGAGUCACCAACUUCUUUGUUCUAAACACUUAGAUGGGGUCAUAAAUUUAACUCACAUCUCUGCAUUCUCCCAGGAUAACAUUUAUGAAGUUCAGCCUCCUAAAGUAGACAGAAAAUCUAUUGAGAUCUUUCACGCUCACAUCCAGGCUGGCAAGGGGAUCAUGCAACUACUGGGAAAGGAUGACAUUCUCUUGUACCGAGAAUACAUUAGAAAUAGAUAUAUGUGAAAAGUGACUGUGUUCAAUUUCUCUAAUGACUUUACCAAAAAUAUAUUGAAAGAGAAGUGGUUGGGGAAGCACACUGAUGUUCAUAUAUGUACUUCCGCAUACCCUGCCUGUGAUGGGUGAGCUAAUCCAGCUUUCCCCAAUUUAACACUGUCCAGUUGUGUUGGAUUGAAACUCUCACACUUUCCACCCAUUAAUCAUGCUGACUGGAAAUUAUGAGAGUUGCAGUCCAACAUGUUUGGGGGAUUUCAGCUUGGGGAAGAACUGUGAUGGAUUUGCAGUGCUAGGUAGGCAUUCUAUGUCCUACCACCCUGGAAAUUAAGUGCAACAAUACCCCCAGAGCAACAAAAUACCACUCCUCCUGAGAGAGUGAAUAUCGCUAACAUUUGUAAAUUGUUGGAAUUAAAUACAUUCUCCUUAAUUACAUACAUUGUCUGGCUCAAGUUACAUAGACAUUAAAUAUAAUGGAGAUGCAUCCUAUAUACAUAGCAAAGAGUAAAAGUUGAGAAUUGCUUUUCUGCUUUACUAUUUGGGCCCCUGAUGAGUAUGUCUUUUGAUUAAGAAGCAGGUGUUUUGGUCAGCUUGAUUUGAAAGAAUGUCAGUUAUAAGAUUUAUUCAUCUAAAUUAUUCUUCAGGCAUGGUCUGAGGCCAUUGGUAAAAAAAUCUAUACAGUAAGGCUUCUUGGACAGCAAGAAGUAAAGAGCUGCCAGCAAGUUAUGUAAUCAUACUGUGACUUGAAACUACAGUUGGCUCUUGCCAUGUGCCUCUGCCUCUAGUUGCUGUGGGCAGAUUGCCAGCAGCAACUCUAGGAAUAGUAUUGUUUGCUGCAGAGUAUUCCUUAAAGCUACUCUGUUAAAGCUAAGUGACAUUAAAAGUAGUGAUGUGUUUUAUGAUAAGGUAAUGAAGAGAACAUGCUGUGGCUUGAGAAACAUGGAGUAGUGCAUGUUUGUAUGCAGGGUUCUAAUUCAGGAACAGUAGUUCUGUGUUGCAGUUCUAUGGAAAUGGUGCUACUCUUGAUCCAGGAAUAAGAAAGCAUGCCUGUCUAAUGGCUGAUUGGCGAGAAACGCAGCUUCCACCCCCUCCCCACCUACCCCCCACAGGUAUCCUGGUCUUUGGCACACAAUCUCCAUUUAUUUUGCCCCUUAUUUACAGGUGCCAUGUACUGACUCUGAGCAGUCACCUUCUUGACUCAAAUUGGUCAGAAUCCCUUAAACAACCAUUUCCUCUGGGGAAAGCUUUCUUCUCAGGAGAUGUUCUUUUGAUAACUGGAUUUUUUAUUCUCAUGAGCUUUUCUUUGUAUGUAAGUCAGCGUUAUGAGUUGUAAAGUCAGGGGACAUAUUGCAGUGGCAUCAGUGCUUAAAAGUCCCCCCCCACAAAAAAAAGCAGUUGGGGGGAAUGACCAGAAACACCAUUAUUUAAGAACUGCUACCCUGGCAAGUGUUGAGUAGUGACCAAACAAGUAGCCAUUACUUCACUGACAAAUAAUCAGCCAGACAUUCUGAUUGCUACAUGCUCAGUGGGAAGCAGCUUAAGUGAGACCAGCAAGAGUUAUCCAGCAUGAGCAGCUGGCAUGGCAAAGGUUUUCCAGUGGCCACGUUAGCAAAGAACUCUUAAGUGAAUCCUGGCUUAGCAUUCAUAAGCAAGGGUGCUUAUGUGGAUGACUCCCGAUCAGCUUUUCCUACAAGAAGGAAUUAAACUCACCAGGAACACACCUGGGUAGAAAGCCUUAGUACUACUGCAUCUGAAUCUGAACCAUGACUCAGUGAUCCUCUAAUAAGCCUGAGUCCUGGAACCAACUUAAACCCUCAGCUCUAAACUCUGGCUUGCUAAAUGGGUGGCAUGCCAACAGUCCUAAUUUGGAUGUGGCAAUACGUUUUUCUGUCCUUGAAAGUUCCUGAUUAGUUUAACUGCACCAUUACUCUUCCUUGUAAACAAUAAUUUUAUAUGAAAGUGGCCAAUAUGUGGCGGUCUAUUUUACACAUCUUUCAGCCUAACUGUCACUGUAUUUAAGUUUUUUUCCCCAGACCUCAUUUCAAACAAAUUGCCCAUCCAAAACAUGCCAAAUUUUCCCGAGUGCCAUUUAGAAUAUUUCUUCUGCAAGUUGUUUGUCCUUUUUGUAGGCUAUAUAGAAGCACUUUACAUUGUUACAAAAGCUCGCGUUGCUCAGUAAACAUUUGCUUUGUAAAGAGAAAGAAUAGACUACUUUUAAGAAGCACAUAUGCUGUGGUACAUUCCUGUCUAAGGUCACAAUUUCUCUUUAAAAUUACAUCUAGUUUGAAUAGGUUUAAGACACAAAUUCCGUUUGUAUGGGGGUGAUUAUCUAUUAAUGGAUGGAAAAAGAUCUGUGUGUUUCUACACCAUACUUGCUAUAAUGUAAUACAUUAAUGUUGUCUCUGUAUGUGCUUUAAAUACUGUUUAAGGUUUUAUUUAUUGAUUAAUAUGUAUAAUUGUCUUCUAACAGCUAACUUUAUUUUUCCUAGUACUGAAUAUUUGUGCCAGUAGAGAAUUUGUUAAAUUUACUAGUCCAAGAGAAAUAAACUUUAACAAGUAGCAUAUUGUUUAUAAAAAGAAAACGUGUGUGCCUUAAAAAUUGAAAUACCAGUCUUUGAUAAUAUCUCUCCCAGUUUAGCUCUGCUGAAAAAUUCACUGCAGCGUAGGGAUAUGCAAUGUAUCACAACAUGGCUUUGUGUUAACACACUUGAAAUCGGCCACUUGCGUGCAGUGACAGCAGCUCAGAGUCACCACUUUUCUUUUUUAUUUAAAAUGUUAUUGAAAUUUUUAAACUAGUACUAAAAACAUCAAUCAUUACAUACAUCAGAUUUACUGGGUUGUCCCCCUACUACAUAUUUUUAACCUUCUAUAUUCAUAUUUAAGUCAGCUUAUAAUCACUUGAAAACAUCUCUAAAUUUAUACCAAAUCCCGUUUCUCCAACCAAUAAAAAAAUAAGUUCCAAAUUUAAUAGAAGUCACUAUCUUCUUUCUCCUUCAUCAGUAAGAACAGUCCAUCCAUUUCUUACAAAGUCCAGUUUCUCUUAACCAGUAUUAAAGGAAAGAAUCUUCAAGUUGGAUGUAAAUCAAUAUCUUCUUUCUUCUUCAAUGGCAAAUUCAAUCUAAACAUUUCUACACAAUUCAGAAUCUUUUCAUUUUCCUAACAUUAGACAGAUAAAUUCCUCACUAGCACAAGUACAAAUAAGAUCAAAAACAUCCAUUUAACAUCUUUAAAGGCAUUUAGCUAAUGGUGACUAAUACCUAUAAUAUCUUUUAUAACAAACUUUCUUUAAGCUAAUUUACUAAUGUUUUCUUAUUUUUACUCUAUGACACAAAAAAUACCUAAUUUGUGUUCACCUAUCCAACAGCUACUUAGCCCCUUUAAAAUAUCUUAACUAGUCUAUUUAACAAACAGCUAUUACCUAUAAUAUCUUUUAAACAAGCUCUCUUUGAACUAAGAUACUAAUGUUUCAUCAAACUUAGACCUCAUUUAGUCAAAUACAAUUAACUCUUCUAAGAAUCCAAAUCUUUAUCAUCUUUGACGUAUCUCGCUUAUGUCCACCCCUUUUGUCAUCAGCAAUGGUAAUUUAGCCUUUCCGUAUCACAUAUAAACAUGCCAACCUGUUUAAGUCAUUCCUUUUUUAAAAAAAUACAAAAUUCUCUUAUUUUUCUUUACACCUCUGCUGAAUCUUUCUUCUUGCUUCUCUUGCUUCAUUUUAAAUUGUUGAAAUGCCUGUAAUAAGCCAGUAUACGUCUUCAAAUGAAGUGCCUGCAGCCCAAUAAACCAAACUCCUUCUCUUACCAGCCACAUAAACCUCAACUCUCUUAAAUACUUAACUGUCUUCUCUUUUUCCUUCUCCUUCUCCAACAUGACAAGUAGAUCCCAUGAAGACUUGCUUAUUGGAUUUACUAAUUGUACUGAUUGUAUUUGUAUUUCUUUUACCACUGUUCCAAAUUUUCCAUUUACCAUUUCAGAUUUUCCAUCUGCUUGUUGCAUAUUUUGUAUAUUCUGUUCACUUUUGGUUUGUUUGCCCAAAGUCUCAUUUAGGGAAUCGUCUAAUUUGUCAAAAUGUCCUUUUUGUUCAGCUAAAAAAAGAUCAAAUUGUUCAAUUAAAAUAGUCUCCUGCUGUGUUAGUAUCACCUGUUGGGAUGAUUGCAAAGCUGUUAAAGAAGUCUGUAUUGCCAAAAA
This is a messenger RNA of Varanus komodoensis (Komodo dragon), 7070 nucleotides long. RefSeq names its product FIG4 phosphoinositide 5-phosphatase (gene FIG4). Gene Ontology annotation, cellular component: intracellular membrane-bounded organelle. The coding region runs from base 177 to 2897 and encodes 906 amino acids. NCBI's taxonomy places the organism in Eukaryota, Metazoa, Chordata, Lepidosauria, Squamata, Varanidae. Gene Ontology annotation, biological process: phosphatidylinositol dephosphorylation. Gene Ontology annotation, molecular function: phosphatidylinositol-3,5-bisphosphate 5-phosphatase activity. The transcript is spliced from 23 exons. The record is from RefSeq and is a predicted model, not a curated record.